AUGAAGGCUAAAGGACCAAUCACUGUUGCAGAUGCAAAGAGCAGCUCACCCAAGAACAAGACUCCAAAGACACCUCUAGAAGAAAUGUCAGAAAAAGUCUUGAAAGAUAUUUCAAAUAUUUUACCUGAUUCAGUAUAUAAUUUUGAUUUUGAUAUUUCUAAAACAAAAUUACAUGCUGAAUAUUUUAGAUUAUUUGAUGAAGUUUGUGAUGAAUAUAAAGAUAAAUUUCGAAACAUAAUAAAUGACCUCGGACAAAUCGAUGUGAUAACCUACGAGAUCGAUACCCUAUCAAACAAACACCAUACCUUCCGAGGUAUCGAAGGCCUCCUUGGACUAUACAAGUGCAUCGCGGACGAAGCAACUCAGGCUGAACAAGAUAUUCUAGAAAUAUAUCGUUCAAACUUUAGUAAUUAUCCUGCCAUGGACCUCCGGCUACAUUCAGAACUAUCCCUUUCCUUAGAUCAAGAAUUGCAAGAUAAAACCGUCUUAUUCACCAAAUCGAAAAUUUUUGGUGAAUUAGUUUCUAAAUCACUUUUAAUUUCCUAA
Messenger RNA from Dentiscutata erythropus, 546 nucleotides. Lineage: Eukaryota; Fungi; Glomeromycota; Glomeromycetes; Diversisporales; Gigasporaceae. The record is from the annotation of a GenBank genome assembly.